AUGCCUCCUCGAGGUACCCGAAAGGCUGCAAAACCGCCUGCUGAGCUUCAAUCGACAAGCAACAAACGAGACCUUGAAGAGGAGCCCGAACUACUGACUCCGCGACGGCAAUCAAAACGUAUCAAAUCCACCGAACAGCUUCGAGAUACCCCAGCUAGUCCCCAGCCGAAGCUUCCCAGAGCGCAACCCAAAAGUGAGAAUCGACUUGUGCAAGAAGAAACGAUAAAGGUUCAGAAACAGCCUGGAAAUUAUACUGCCACAACGAAGGGAAAGCUUGAGGAAGAGGUGGAACAGGACUCCAUUAAAGUCAAGGAUGAGGUAGACGAUGAAGCUACGGUCACAACAAAAACCUCGAAGAAGAGAAAGACAAAGAAGGAACAACAAGCUGAGAUCAUGCCAUUGAGGGCCCGAGCCCAAGGUCUGCGCAUGUAUGUCGGAGCUCAUGUGAGCGCAGCAGGAGGUGUAUUCAAUGCUGUGAACAAUAGCAAGCACAUUGGGGGCAAUGCUUUCGCCCUUUUCUUGAAAUCUCAGAGGAAAUGGGACAAUCCACCCCUUCAGGAUGAACACAGAGACAACUUCCUUCAGCUUUGCAAGGACAACGAUUACGACGCAGCAAAAUAUGUUCUACCCCACGGGUCCUACCUGGUAAAUUUGGCGCAAGAAGACAAAGCAAAAGCAAAGCAGGCCUAUGACUCGUUCUUAGACGACCUGCGCCGCUGCGAGGCCCUUGGUAUCCAACUAUACAACUUCCAUCCCGGGAGCGCAAACAAGACGCCAUUUCCCAGUGCACUCGCGCGGCUUGCAAAAUCUUUAACCAACGCGCUCUCGGCUACAUCCACGGUCGUACCCGUACUAGAGACAAUGUGUGGCCACGGCUCAACAAUCGGAGGUUCCCUGUCAGAAUUCCGCGAUCUCCUCGCUUUGAUACCAAAAGAGUUCCACUCCCGCGUCGGAAUCUGCAUAGAUACAUGCCACAGCUUCGCCGCAGGAUACGACCUUGUCUCACCGGCCGGUUUCCAGGCAUUUCUGAAAGAAUUCGAAGAUCUAAUUGGCAUCCAGCAUCUCCGGGCCCUCCAUCUCAACGACUCCAAAGCACCCGGCGGAAGCAAGCGUGACUUGCACGCCAACAUUGGAACGGGCUUCCUAGGCCUAAGAGCUUUUCACAAUGUCAUGAAUGAACCUCGCUUUGAGGGUAUACCCAUGAUUUUAGAAACCCCAAUAGACCGAGUACCGGUGACCAACGAAGUUAAAGAGGAGGGCGAAGAAGAAGGAGAAGGAGCCAGCGACGACGAAGUCAAACCAAAGAAAGCAACCAGCACCAAAAAGAAACCAGCCAAGAAACCAGCCGCAUCUAAAAGCAAAACGCAGCCCGUCCCCGAUUUCUCCGUUUGGGCUAAGGAGAUUGAGCUCCUCGAAUCCCUAAUCGGCAUGGACCCCGAUAGUUCAGAAUUCCGUGCACUUGAAGCUCGACUCUCCGAGGAAGGUCGAGAAACACGCGAAAAGCAUAUGGAGCAGUAUCAACGCAAGCUCGAGACCGAGGAGAAGAAAAAGGCUAAGGGUGAGGGGAAGCAGAAAACCCUCAUGGAGAUGAUGAAUAAUAGCAAGGGAAGGGGCAAAGCAAGCGCGAAGAAGGAUGAUAUUGAGAGUGAGGAUGAGGGAUGUCAGAGCUGUUAA
Aspergillus versicolor CBS 583.65 is the source of this 1674-nucleotide messenger RNA. Its product is annotated as DNA-(apurinic or apyrimidinic site) lyase APN1. The record is from RefSeq and is a predicted model, not a curated record. The transcript has 5 exons. Lineage: Eukaryota; Fungi; Ascomycota; Eurotiomycetes; Eurotiales; Aspergillaceae. Gene Ontology annotation, biological process: base-excision repair. Gene Ontology annotation, cellular component: nucleus; mitochondrion. The coding region runs from base 1 to 1674 and encodes 557 amino acids. Gene Ontology annotation, molecular function: phosphoric diester hydrolase activity; zinc ion binding; DNA binding.